Molecule: messenger RNA, 1707 nt
Organism: Aspergillus saccharolyticus JOP 1030-1
Lineage: Eukaryota; Fungi; Ascomycota; Eurotiomycetes; Eurotiales; Aspergillaceae
Product: Zn(II)2Cys6 transcription factor
Exons: 2
Coding region: 1-1707 (568 amino acids)
Biological process (GO): DNA-templated transcription; regulation of DNA-templated transcription
Molecular function (GO): zinc ion binding; DNA-binding transcription factor activity, RNA polymerase II-specific; DNA binding
Source: RefSeq, a predicted model, not a curated record
AUGGUCCGUCCAGCACCACUUGCCUGCACGGAAUGUCGCAAGCAACACCUAAAGUGCGACGCGAAGACACCAUCUUGCUCUCGCUGUCUUGAAAACCGCUUCAACUGCUUAUAUCUCCCAUCACGGCGUGGGGGAAGACGAAAGGCUCGGGAAUCGGUAUCGCCUUCCUCCUCUGGACCGCAAGAUCUUCCAAGCCAAACAGCGCAGAACGUUCAAGAUAGAACCGAGUCUGACGCCCGCCUUGUCCGGCUUUAUUACGAAAACUUCCAUGCCGCCCACCCAAUCUUGGUCCCCGCUCCUCUGUAUGAGGAGCGCAAAUAUCCUUGGUAUUUGCACGAAGUUGUCGUCUUCGUUGGAAGCCAUUUUUUGCCGCAGUCGAAUACUUCGCUUUCUAAAUCGACUCUGGCAGCAUUGAGCACUAGCGGUGAGAGGAAUUCGUGCAAGGUUCAAGCUCUCCUCCUCUAUUCAAUAUUGUUAUGCGCACGUGAGGAAUGCUCGCAAGCUCAUGCCACGUUCUCCACCGCGGUCGACAUUGCUUUGGAGCUGGGGAUGUACCGGCGAGAUUUUGCGACAACUACAUGCGACGAAGGAGACGUCGAAGCAGAGAGCCUGCGCCGUACUUGGUGGGAGCUUUUCACCGUGGACGUUUAUAUGGCUGCUUUGCAGAAGAAGGUCGUUCUGAGAUGCAGUAGUGUUCCCUAUGACGUUGCCCUGCCUUGCGAAGAAUCGGUCUACGCCAGUCAUUCGAGCAUCCCAACUCCACCAACGCUUGCUGAGUUCAACAAAAGGAUCUUCACAGGAGAUGACGAUGACGAUGAUGAGAGAGAGACUGAACAUUCCCAUUAUUCAUCUUUCAGUUAUCGUAUCGAAGCUGUGUGUAUCUUAGCUCGUGUCAUCGUGCUCAACAGUUUACCCGAGACGCAUCGAGAUCACCUACAAGCCGUAGAAAAUGCGCUUGUCAGCUGGACAAAUCACCUCCCCGCAAGCAAAGUGGACAUCGUGGAUAUGUAUGGCAGUAUUGACGAAAUGCUUUUUCAGGCACAUACAACAAUUCAUUAUGCUGCAAUGCUUCUACAUCUGCCCAGAAGCAAUCUGCGACCUGCUCUGCCAGAUACAGGGGUCCCGAUUAGCCCGGUAAUUCCAACUCGCCUCUCGCCAUCCUUUACCCGGCAUGUCCACGACAUCAAAGCCACAGAAGCAUCUAAGCAACUGUCUAACCUUCUUUCUGUGCGACCAAGCGUGCAGAGAUAUAGUCCAUUUGUCGUGUUCGGACUUGUGUUAUGUGGCAUGGUGCAGCUAGCUACCAGUCGAAUACAUCCACCAGAGUGUUCGGAUCACCACUGUAACCGCAUUAUACUUGUGCUUGGCUGCCUGAAAACGUUGAAGAUCAAGUGGCCAGUUGCAAGCAGGGCCCACCAUUAUCUUAGGAAUGCAGCAUCGGAAACAUUCACAGCUUGGAUUGAGUCUCGUUAUCCGCAAAUCAGCAGCAGUGCACCUUCGGUUUCCCGCCCCGAUCCUCCGACCAGCAACUCCUUAACUGUUGACAGUAGUGCUUGGAUCGUUGCACCUGGGAUUCCGGGUGCUUUGCGCUCAGGAGACGCGGACGUCCAGAGUCUAUUUUCACCUGGGCUGCUCUCAGCUUACAUCGAUCCCACAUGUAGCGAACCACUGCUUUUGCACACGAUGCCUGACCUCGACUUUACAUGA